AUGGGCAUAAUAAUCUCAGCCCAACAUGAUCAAGAUUUCGUUGUGAGCCGACUGAUGGCCCAGCCGCAGCAACUCUCACUCUCUGUCUUCCUUCAGGUAAGGUUUGUAUUGCAGUCGUCACAAAUGGCUCCUGCUAAAGUGGAUAGUACGAAAAAGGCUGAUCCCAAGGCUCAGGCCUUGAAGACUGCGAAGGCUGUGAAAGCAGGUUCUUCGGCAAUCAAGAAGAAAUCAAAGAAGAUCAUCACAAAAGUUACGUUCCACAGGCCGAAGACAUUGAAGAAGGACAGAAACCCCAAGUACCCACGCAUCAGUGCUCCUCCAAGGAACAAAUUGGACCACUACCAAAUUCUCAAAUAUCCUUUGACUACUGAGUCUGCAAUGAAGAAGAUUGAGGAUAAUAACACCUUGGUUUUCAUUGUUGACAUCCGCGCUGACAAGAAGAAGAUCAAGGAUGCAGUAAAGAAGAUGUAUGACAUUCAGACCAAGAAAGUGAAUACUUUGAUCAGGCCUGACGGAACCAAAAAAGCCUAUGUUCGGUUGACUCCAGAUUAUGAUGCAUUGGAUGUAGCGAACAAGAUUGGAAUCAUCUAA
Fraxinus pennsylvanica is the source of this 591-nucleotide messenger RNA. Lineage: Eukaryota; Viridiplantae; Streptophyta; Magnoliopsida; Lamiales; Oleaceae. The record is from the annotation of a GenBank genome assembly.